Molecule: messenger RNA, 1827 nt
Organism: Musa acuminata AAA Group (dessert banana)
Lineage: Eukaryota; Viridiplantae; Streptophyta; Magnoliopsida; Zingiberales; Musaceae
Product: transcription initiation factor TFIID subunit 6
Exons: 12
Coding region: 78-1691 (537 amino acids)
Biological process (GO): transcription initiation at RNA polymerase II promoter; RNA polymerase II preinitiation complex assembly
Cellular component (GO): transcription factor TFIID complex; SLIK (SAGA-like) complex; SAGA complex
Molecular function (GO): transcription coactivator activity; RNA polymerase II general transcription initiation factor activity; protein heterodimerization activity
Source: RefSeq, a predicted model, not a curated record
CACCGGAACACGUCCUUGCGGUUUCUGCCUCGCGCGCGGUAAGAGGAGGCGGAGGAAGGGAAGAAAAGAGAGAAGCGAUGAGUAUCGUACCGAAGGAGACGAUUGAGGUGAUCGCGCAAAGCAUUGGCAUCGCCAACCUCUCCCCCGAUGUCGCCCUCGCCCUCGCCCCCGAUGUUGAGUACCGCCUCCGUGAGAUCAUGCAGGAGGCGAUCAAGUGCAUGCGCCACUCGAAGAGAACGAUCUUGACGGCGGAUGACGUGGACAGCGCGCUUAGUCUGAGGAAUAUUGAGCCUUUAUAUGGAUUUGCAUCUGGGGAUCCUUUGCGGUUCAAAAGGGCUGUAGGGCACAAGGAUCUGUUUUAUAUUGAUGACAGAGAUGUGGAUUUCAAGGAGGUUAUUGAUGCACCCUUACCCAAAGCACCACUUGAUACUGCUGUUGUGGCACACUGGCUUGCUAUCGAGGGGGUCCAACCUGCGAUUCCAGAAAAUUCUCCUGUUGAAGCAAUUGUAGCCCCAUCUGAAAAUAAGAAGUCUGAUAACAGCAAGGAUGAUGGACUUCAUGUUGAUCUUAAACUUCCUGUUAAGCAUGUAUUGUCUAGAGAACUCCAGCUCUAUUUUGACAAAAUUACUGAGCUUACUGUGACUAGGCCUGAGUCCAUCCUCUUCAAGGAAGCAUUACUGAGUUUGGCAGCGGAUUCAGGAAUUCAUCCAUUAGUUCCAUAUUUUUCGUACUUCAUUGCUGAUGAGGUUGCCCGAAGCUUACAUGAUCUUCCUAUCUUGUUUGCUUUGAUGCGUGUGGUCCGAAGCCUUCUCCAUAAUCCACAUAUUCACAUAGAACCUUAUUUGCAUCAGCUGAUGCCAUCAAUUAUAACAUGUGUGGUUGCCAAAAGGUUAGGGAGUAGAAUAGCUGAUAGCCACUGGGAACUCAGAGACUUCUCUGCAAAUCUAGCUGCAUCAGUGUGCAGAAGAUAUGGUCAUGUGUAUCACAAUCUGCAGUCCCGAUUGACAAAGACACUGAUUAAUGCUUUUCUGGAUCCAUCUAAAGCACUGACACAACAUUACGGUGCCAUUCAAGGCCUUGCUGCACUGGGACCUGGUGUGGUACGUCUUCUAGUUCUGCCUAACCUCGAGCCAUAUUUGCAACUCUUAGAGCCUGAGAUGCAACUGGAAAAGCAGAAGAAUGAGAUGAAGCGGAAAGAAGCUUGGCGAGUAUAUGGUGCCUUACUGUGUGCUGCAGGUAAAUGUUUAUAUGACCGGCUCAAGUUGUUUCCAGGUCUCUUAUCUCCUCCAAAACAUAAAGUUUGGAGGAGUAAUGGAAAAGUUGCAACUAGCACACCGAACAAGCGCAAGCCAAGCACCAUCCACUCUAUGCAGCAGCCACCAUUUAAGAAGAUGGCAGUUGAUGGAGCUAUAGGUACCAUGCAACCGAUUGCCAUGACAACCGGCUCGCAAGGUGCAGAGGACAGAUUUCCUACACAAUCAUCUGGAACCGGUAUGGGGCAAUCGUCUGCUGCAGGGCAGGUAUCGGUCGAGGCAUUCGGAGGUAGAAGAACACCGCCCGGAUCUGCCGUGUUGGCCCAAGCCUGGAAGGAGGAUCUUGAUGCAGGGCAUCUCUUGGCAUCACUGUAUCAGUUAUUUGGUGAGGGCGUGUUGUCAUUCAUUCAGCCGGUGGAGAUGUCUUUCUUUAUCUGAGCCUCUGUUAAAUCAUGAGGGGCUUCUGCCACCGAGAUUGGUGCAUCUGCAACUUUUACAGGAUGACACUCCUUUUAAGGGUGUAGUGAUAUUUAUUUAUAUGGUGAUAGCUGCUCUGCCCUGUUUUGAGAUGAAA